Messenger RNA from Drosophila grimshawi, 3066 nucleotides. It is a transcript of the gene Pex6, whose product is annotated as peroxisome assembly factor 2. The coding region runs from base 201 to 2933 and encodes 910 amino acids. Gene Ontology annotation, biological process: protein import into peroxisome matrix. NCBI's taxonomy places the organism in Eukaryota, Metazoa, Arthropoda, Insecta, Diptera, Drosophilidae. The transcript has 5 exons. Gene Ontology annotation, cellular component: peroxisomal membrane; cytosol. The record is from RefSeq and is a predicted model, not a curated record. Gene Ontology annotation, molecular function: ATP binding; ATP hydrolysis activity.
CAGGUUAAUCAUUUUGACGUGCUCUUUUUAGCUGUUAAACUAAUUUGAAGCACCAAUGAGCCAACAAGUCAUGAAGAAAAGAGUCAUUGUGAAAAAGAAUAAGUUGCGUAUAUGUUUUACCUGUGCACCAACAAUCCCUAGUAAUUAGACUUUGCCUGUCCAAAAAGUAACCUUUGUAUUUUAUCUCUCUCCGUCUCAAAAUGAGUGAUAAUGUUGAUAAUAAUGUUGUGAAAAAAGUUGCCAUUAAGGCGGCCAAAUCAAUUGAUGCCAAUGAUGGGGAGACGAGAUAUAGUUUCACAGGACGCAUGCAGGAAUUGGUUGAGGCGUAUAAUUCUGCCGUACAAUUGCUGCAGCCGAGGUGGCCGUGGUUCUUCUACCCCGGAUAUUUAAUAUACGCGGUCUACUGGCGCUAUGCCAAAUACUACAGGGGCAAGUUUCUGUUGACGCCCAUGCCGAAUCGCCUCUACGAACUGCUGACCAGCAACGAACUGAUCAAAUCCGAGCACGUAAUCUUCGCCAGCACGGAUGUCUACAACAUCUACGCCGAAUCGGACGAUGUGAACUUUGUCAAUUUGGUGGUGCGUGGCGGUGGUAAAGCUGGUUCAACUACUACUACUACUUCUAGUAAUCCCGAUAGAUCUUGGGAUGCAUCCGAGUUGGUCAUCAAGCAAAUCUUGCAGGAUACGCCGUAUACGAUUGUGGCACAACUGUUGCCGGUGGAGAGCUCACAAUGCCAGAGCAACUGCCUCUAUAUAAUGGAAAACCUUUAUGGCAAUCUCAUGGAACGUUUUGGCAAUAGUGGCAAUAAGACGAACAACUUUUGGGUACAGCUGGAGCACUUCAGCGAUGAGCAAACGAUACCAACAAUAGCGACAAAAGCGCACGUUUAUCUGCUCAAUAAUCCGCAUGAGUUGCCCGCCGAGUUGUCGGAACUGAUCUUGAGCAACUACUUCAAUACGCCGCGAAUGCUGCACCGUGGCCACAUCUAUCGCAUUGAGGUGAACGCUCAGCUGGUGGGCACCGCUGCCUAUGCCCAUUAUUAUCUAAUCUUCGCGUAUUUGAGGGAGGUCUACUUCCGCUGUGUGCAGCUGGAGGCUAAAGGCAGCGAGUUUGAGCUGCAGGCUGUGGUGGCCAAGAACUUUAGCAAUCUGCUGCAGGUGCCACAUGUGCAAAGCUUUCUGCCACGCCAGAUUCUCGAUAGCUGCGCAAUUGCUAAUAAUUAUCCGAGUGGUCUGCGGAAACCCUAUCAAAAGUUGCGCUCCUCGGUGGAUGCAUUUCUGCCAAAGAGAUCGGCCUGCUUGUCGUCCAAGCACAUCUUUCCCGUGUUUCUGCUGCAGGGCGAACGAGGCGCUGGCAAAACAAAGCUCAUCAGUGCAAUGGCCCAGGAGCUGGGCAUGCAUAUCUAUGGAGCUGAUUGUGCGGAAAUUGUGUCCCAAGUUCCCUCGCAUACGGAGAUGAAAUUGAAGGCGGUGUUUGCCAAGAGUCAGAUAAGCGAACCGCUUCUAAUUUGUUUCCACAACUUUGAGAUAUUCGGUAUUGAUAACGAGGGCAACGAGGAUCUGCGUUUGCUGUCCGCCUUUCAUGUGCAGAUUCAGGAUCUGUUCACACGCGAUCGCAAGUUUCCCGUCGUAGUUGUUGCGCUCACCAGUGACAAGCACUUGAAGCCCAUGAUUCAGAGUCUCUUCCUGGAGAUCAUCAGCAUUGAGGCGCCCAAUCAAGCGGAACGCUUCGAGCUACUCCAAUGGAUGCAUGUCCGGGAAUCAUUCAACGAUGCGAUUUACAACCAAAAGACAUUGACUCAGUUGCCACUGUUUCCACUGCAAAUGCAAUCCCGUUACCUUAAUCGACUCUGUCCCAAGUGGAAGGAGACGAGGAGUGUGCUUCAUGAAGUCGCGGCUAAAUCCCAGGGAUUUAUGUUGGGUGAUCUGCAGCUGCUCUAUGACAAUGCCGUGCGACUCAAGCGACGCCAAUCGACCCGGGCACAAUCGCAUCUCACGCUAGAACACUUUGCCACAAAUCUGAACGAGAUGCAGAGCUCCUUUGCCGACAGUUUGGGUGCACCCAAGGUGCCCAAGGUGUACUGGUCCGAUAUCGGUGGUCUCUACAAGCUUAAGGAUGAAAUUCAGAGCAGCAUUGGUUUGCCGCUAAAGCAUGUCCAUUUAAUGGGCAAAAACUUGCGGAGAUCAGGCAUUCUGCUUUAUGGACCACCUGGCACCGGAAAGACCCUGGUCGCCAAGGCAGUUGCCACCGAAUGUAAUCUGAGCUUCCUCUCCGUGCAGGGACCCGAGCUGCUGAACAUGUAUGUUGGCCAAAGCGAGCAGAAUGUCCGGGAGGUAUUCACCCGUGCUCGCUCGGCGGCGCCCUGUGUACUCUUCCUGGAUGAGUUGGACUCGCUGGCACCGAAUCGUGGCGUUGCUGGCGAUUCAGGCGGUGUCAUGGAUCGUGUGGUCUCCCAGCUGCUUGCCGAGAUGGACGGCAUGUGCAAUGGGGAUGUGAGCAAGCCCAUUUUUAUACUGGCUGCCACAAAUCGUCCGGAUCUAAUUGAUCCGGCACUCCUGCGACCUGGACGCUUCGAUAAGCUCUUCUAUGUGGGUCCGUGCUCGACGGCCGAUGACAAGGCAGCGGUGCUCCGUGCGCAGACGCAACGCUUUAUCCUGUCCGGUGACGUGGAUCUCGUGCAGAUCGCUGAGCACCUCCGAAGCGAGAUGAGUGGUGCAGAUUUGUACUCCAUCUGCUCCAAUGCCUGGCUAUCUGCAGUACGUCGCAUCAUUAACAAGCAUUUGAGUUGCGGCCUGGCCGCAAAUGAGCUGACUGCUGCCCACAUCAUCGUUGAGUCCGAGGAUUUUGCGACGUCCUUCAACAAAUUUGUGCCUUCAAUUAGCCAAAGUGAUUUGGAAUAUUUCAAGAACCUGAAGGAAUCGUAUAGCGUUUAAAUUGGACAAGCCGAAUUUGUUAAUUAAUUUAUCGAGUGUAUCGUUAAUGUGACUGUAUAAUUGUUAUAACAAUUCAAUUGUUACUAUAUGCUAUAAUUUAUACGAUUUGUUAAAAUGUUUAUUUCAAAAAUCA